Messenger RNA from Lymnaea stagnalis (great pond snail), 186 nucleotides. NCBI's taxonomy places the organism in Eukaryota, Metazoa, Mollusca, Gastropoda, Lymnaeidae. The record is from the annotation of a GenBank genome assembly.
AGACUUGAGCGCCUUCAUCGACUUGCAGAUAAGGCCCAAAGAGACGUCCGAUUCAAUGAAGAUACCCUAACUGACCUAGCACGAAGAAUAGAUGACACAGCCCGUGGCCUUGACGUGAUGCACUCGUUUGAGGCCAAACGCAACUGCGAUGCCCUUGACCGGGGUCUCAAGGGCGUAGAGGAGGCC